Pogona vitticeps (central bearded dragon) is the source of this 865-nucleotide messenger RNA. It is a transcript of the gene DTD2, whose product is annotated as D-aminoacyl-tRNA deacylase 2. Gene Ontology annotation, molecular function: D-tyrosyl-tRNA(Tyr) deacylase activity. The record is from RefSeq and is a predicted model, not a curated record. Gene Ontology annotation, cellular component: cytoplasm. Gene Ontology annotation, biological process: tRNA metabolic process. NCBI's taxonomy places the organism in Eukaryota, Metazoa, Chordata, Lepidosauria, Squamata, Agamidae.
UUUCUGUUGAAACGGAAACACCAAGAAAUAAAGUAUGAGUGCGACAAGGUUUUUGAAUUUUCUGACUUUUAGGAAAGAAACCAGAAAGCUCCGCCUCCUGACAGUAGUCUUGUCACUCUAUAUCCGUUCUCUACCGUCACCUCCAUCCUCACCCACAGAGCCGGGCGGAGUCCGUCGGGCCUCAUCCUGGAAGAGGAACGGCCUUGGAGGCGGGAGGCAUUUUAGUUUCCUGGCCGUGUCCGUGUCCCGGUGCGGAGUCAUGGCCGACUCGAUCCGGGGUCCGCUCGCCCGGGCCAUCUUGCAGCAAUGUCUGCACGCCAGGCUGCAGAUUCAGCGAGGACUUAUAAUCUAUGUAUGCUUCUUCAAGGGGGCCAGUGAAGAAAUUAUUCCAAAAAUGGUCAACACACUCAUGAAUGUGAAGUUAAGUGAAAACGAAGACGGCAAAUACGUUUCUGUUUUGGACUUGCCAGGCAGCCUAUUAAUAAUACCUCAGGCCACCUUGGGUGGUAAACUCAAGGGAAGAAGCAUGCAAUAUCAUGCCAACAUUGAAAAAGACAUUGGGCUGGAGCUCUAUUCGCAGUUUGUGCUCCACUGUGAAAGAGAACUGGCUGCUAACGCCAAAUGUUUUGAGGCUGGUGCUGUUGUCAGACAAGGAACAUAUGGAAACCGGCAGGUAUUGAAAGUGGAUACAAAUGGACCUUUCACUCAUAUGAUUGAGUUCUGAAAAAUAAGUGAUUUUGAGACUGAUUUACUGAGUCCAACAAAUAUUAAACUAUAGUGCCAGUACAUAAUGUAAAAUUUAAUUUGAGCUUAAUGUUUGAGAGAAAAAGACCCAGCUAAAUAUAUUGAAUUAUUUAAAUGUAAA